Dipodomys ordii (Ord's kangaroo rat) is the source of this 615-nucleotide messenger RNA. RefSeq names its product calcium and integrin binding family member 4 (gene Cib4). The coding region runs from base 57 to 614 and encodes 185 amino acids. The transcript is spliced from 7 exons. NCBI's taxonomy places the organism in Eukaryota, Metazoa, Chordata, Mammalia, Rodentia, Heteromyidae. Gene Ontology annotation, molecular function: calcium ion binding. The record is from RefSeq and is a predicted model, not a curated record.
CUGAUGAGCCCUUGGGUUGAGGUUCUGUUGCUGGCAGGACAGAGGCUGGGGUUGGCAUGGGGCAGUGUUUGAGGUACCAGAUGCACUGGGAAGACCUGGAAGAGUACCAGGCUCUGACUUUCCUGACCAGAAAUGAAAUCCUGUGCAUCCAUGACACCUUCCUGAAGCUCUGCCCUGUGGGAAAGUGCUACAAGGAGGCCACACUGACCAUGGAGCAGAUCAGCUCCCUGCCGGCCUUGAGGGUCAACCCUUUCAGAGACCGCAUCUGCAAAGUAUUCUCCCACAACGAUGUCUUCUCUUUUGAGGAUGUGCUGGGUAUGGCGUCUGUGUUCAGUGAGCAGGCCUGCCCCAGCCUGAAGAUCGAGUACGCCUUCCGCAUUUAUGAUUUCAAUGAGAAUGGCUUCAUUGAUGAGGAGGACCUGCAGAAGAUCGUGCUCCGACUGCUGGACAAUGAUGAUGUGUCUGAGGACCUCAUGAUGGACCUCAUACACCACGUCCUGAGGGAGUCAGAUCUGGACAACGACAACAUGCUCUCCUUCUCAGAGUUUGAACACGCAAUGGCCAAGUCUCCAGAUUUCAUGACCUCCUUUCGGAUUCACUUCUGGGGAUGCUGAU